Messenger RNA from Schistosoma curassoni, 3014 nucleotides. The record is from the annotation of a GenBank genome assembly. NCBI's taxonomy places the organism in Eukaryota, Metazoa, Platyhelminthes, Trematoda, Strigeidida, Schistosomatidae.
UUCUUGUUUAAAAUAAUGCCUGUUAUAACUGUUCGGUAGACUGCUCUAUCUGCCACAAAGAUAAUGGAUGUUAACUGUUUUAACAUAUGCAUUUUCAUCAGUCGCUACACAAAAAGCGUAGCGGCAUAUACGGAUAUGAUGUCGAAACAUUUACAGAUGGCCAUGUGAAUUAAUAUGCAUUCUACCCUGUAGUUUGUUUGAACCAGAAGGUUUCUACGUUAGAGUUGGUCGAUUAUUACAUUAGAUUGGUGAAGCAGUAAAUAUUCAUGCGAUGUUACAAAAUUCGACCUACACCGAUCAGGUUGAGAGACGGUUAAAAUUAUUUUUACUUCAUGUAUUGACCGAAGACGAUGAUUACUUGAAACGUUUGUCAACAAAGCCAUUGCUAAUACCGAAACUUUUAUCAUUAAUUUCAAGUGAACAUGAAUCCUCGAAACCGCUAGAAAGAACUAAAAUUGAUGAAGAGAAUCUUUUGAAAAUUCUCAAAAUAAUUGAUUAUUUUGCAUUCGUUCAACCAAUUGAAAUGAAUGGAAUUAUUGAAAAUUUAACUUCUCUUUCAACAUACAUUAUAUUAUGUUUAGAAAAAUUAACAAAAAUAUCAAAAUGUCAACGAAUUCUUCGUAAUCAUAACGGAAUACCAAUUUUAUUGAAUUAUUUAAGAGUAUGUUUGCAGUUCGAAUCCAACUUAAACAAUCCUAGAAGCAUAAGAGAACUGUCUAAUUGUUCAGUCUAUGUGAACUCGUCGACAAAUGCCGUAAACACUUCGGAAGAAUGUCCCUGUGAAACAAAAUUGGUACAUGAUUUUGACCAAGAUACCAUACGGCGUAAUACAUCUAUAUGUGGAAUAUUGUCUCAAUUGGCAAUGAAUGAUUUUUAUGCUCAAAUUAUUGCACGUGAAAAUGGUAUACAUUUGAUUGGUUCACAAUUAUUAAUUAAGUAUUCAAAAAAUGUUAAAAACCAAUGUUUAAUAAUUGAAUCAGAAUUGAAACAAACUAAUAAUGUUGGAAAUCAACAGAUAAUUGAUACAAAUAAAUUUGGACUAGGAAAUAUUCGUCAUUUAUACGCAAAUGCAUUUUGUGCAUUACGUAGACUAUUUACAUCUGAACAUAAUCGCCGUUUAAUCAAAUCAUUUUUACCAUCAUCCUUAUUAUCGGAAUUAAUCGAAAUCAACAUCAACACAUCAACAGUUACAAGUGAUUAUCAAAAAUUAGUCAAUCUACUUGAAUCAUUGAAUAAUGAAGAAUAUAAUGAACUUAUUGAAGGUAUAAUUUCUUGUGACGUAAAUCGAACACCUAUUCAUUAUGUACGUGAAUAUUCAAUAUUGGAAUUACUUGGAACUGGUGCAUAUGGUAAAGUUUUUAAAGCAACGAAAGAUAAAAUGUGUCAUAAUAGUUAUGCAAUUAAAAAGGUUAGUACUAGUCAAAUAUUUUUUGGUCGAACUUCCAAUGAACGUCAAAAGUGUAUUGAUCGUAUAUUGAAUGAGGUCAAUGUUAUACGUCAACAACUAAGGCAUCCAAAUAUUGUUCGUUAUUAUAAAACAUUUUUAGAUUCUGAUCAUUUAUACAUUGUGAUGGAAUUAUUAGAUGGCGUUUCGUUGACAGAGUUACUUAUAUCUUUUAAAGAGAAGAAUAUAUAUUUCAGUGAAUCACAAAUCUGGAAUAUGUUUAUUCAGUUAAUAUUAGGUUUACGUUAUUUACAUAAAGAGAAGAAAAUACUGCAUAGAGACUUAUCAUCAAAUAAUAUAAUGAUUAGUGAAGGUAACAAGGUUACUAUAACGGAUUUCGGUUUAGCAUAUCACAAAACAUUGAAUUCAAAUGAAACAAAAUCAACUGUUGGUACAUUAUGUUAUGCCUGUCCAGAAAUGAUACAAUGUCUUCCAUAUGGUGAAGGUGCAGAUAUAUGGGCACUUGGUUGUAUUCUAUAUCAGAUGUGUACAUUUACUUCACCAUUUCAAGGUGAAUGCAUUCUUAGUACUGCAUCACGUAUUGUAAAAGGUGAAUAUCAAUCAGUCAAAAUUAAAUGUCCAAAUCAAUAUUCUAAUCUUGUUGAUCAAAUAAUUGAAGUUUGUCUAAAACCUGAUCCAGCCCAGAGACCUGAUAUAACAGGUGUGGCUACUUAUUUGACCAGUGAUAUUCUGUCCCAAUUAGAUGCUACACAAUCAAAAUGUGCAAAAAUUAAAGGAAAAUUAAAAGAGUUUCAAAAUACCAUUACAUGUGAUUUGUGUUGUCCUUUUAAACACUCUAAGGAUGAACAAGUUUAUGAGAAACAUAGUACAUAUAUUAAUAAUGUUAGAGUACCUGAUUCCAAUGUAGAAAAAAUAUCAACUACUGCACAAAUUUUGCCUACGAUAACAAUCAAUCAAGGUAAUUUACGUGAAAUCAAUGAUCCAGUACUCGGUAUGAUUACAGUAAUGCAUAAGUUGGGAUACCUUUCUCAAGAAUCCUCAUUCAAAAAUGAUAUCAGCUUAGAAUAUGAAGCUAUUAAGUAUAUAGUGAAAAGCUACCAACAUCGGUUAUUUGCUGCCGGUAUAAAACCAAUUACACUAAAAGAGGAAUUAUUUAAACUUACAUCUUAUUGUUCAGAUUGUAUAAAUGAUAAAUUUUUGGAGAUUAAUAAUAAAGAGAGUAAUUCUUCAUUACUGAAUAUACUUAAAAAGUUUUCACCUGAUCUAGCUGUCAAAUUAGACAGAAAUGGUUAUAUCAAUUAUGCCAUUCUGAUGUAUUUAAUAGACUUAUUAUUAAAGCAAUGUACUUCAUAUUUUUCUUAAAUUAUCGUACAUAAUUGUUUUACUGUUAAUUCAAUUCAAUUUCAACUAUCUCCAUGUAAAUUAACUAUUGAUGGAAGUGGAUUUUUUUUUUUAAAUUUUAUCCUUUUCUUUUUUAAAUGAAAUGAGAAUUUAUCACUUUCAUAUUCUUUUGAAGUUCGUAUUUUACAUUGACAACUUAACAUUUCCGUCUAUUAUUUAUUAGACAGAAAAUCAAAUUUUCUGGUGGAAAAAUAAUCCAAUUCACGAA